AUGCCUCAAGGGAUGUACUUUCCUCCCCGUGACUACUGGCACUUGUUGACCACAUCUUUAGGGGAGCUGACAUCAUCCAUUGAUCAGUUGAGGCUGGAGCAUUGGGACCAGUCUACUCUCUUCCAUCAGAUGAUGGAAGAUCAAAGAAGGAUGAUGGAGGAGCAGAGGAGGCAAGGGCAUGACAUUGAGGAGCUCAAACGCUCCAGAAGAUUUUCCAGAGGGAGCAUUGCCACUGAUGGUAUCUCUACAAUAAUGAAAUGUUCUGAGGCAGGCGCGACAGAUGCGGAGUCCGCGUUGAAGUUUUUGGGAACUUUAAGGACGACUGAUUCCAGGAUGUUCUGGAGCGUGUUCGGGGAUGUCCUGGGUUUUGAUGCAACUUACGGUCGUAACAAAUACAAGUGCCCUUUGGUAAUAUUCUCAGGGGUGGACCAUCAUAUGAGGACGGUGGUGUUCGACUGCGCCAUAUUGAGCAACGAGAGCGAAGCAAGCUAUGUGUGGUUGCUGCGGUCAUUCCUUGAGGCAAUGAAGGGAAAACAGCCGAAGUCUGUCAUCACGGACGGUGACCUCGCCAUGAAGAGUGCGGUUAGCACAGUUUUUCCCGGUGCACAUCACAAGUUGUGUAGCUGGCAUUUGUUAAGGAACGCCACUGCUAGAGUUGGACGGCCGAGUUUUCUCAGGAAAUUUCGUCUGUGCCUCAUGGGAGAUCUAGAGGUUGACGAAUUUGAGACAAUAUGGACGGAUAGUGUGGCGGACCACGGGUUAGAGGAUCAUCCGUGGAUAGUGGAGAUAUAUGCCAAGAAACAUUCCUGGUCCAAUGCCCAUAUCCAGGGGAAAUUCUUCACAAGUCUGAAGACGACAUCCAGGUGCGAGGCUUUGAAUAUGCAGCUUGGAAAAUUUAUACACAACGGGUACAAUCUGAGGGAGUUUGUGGAGCACUUCCAACACUAUUUGGAGUUCAUGAGGAGGAGAAAACUAGUGGCAGACUACAAGUCUGCGUAUGGCGAACCUGUUGUGAAGACGAAACUCGAGGCCAUUGAGCAGUUCGCUGCAACGGUUUAUACAAGAGAGGUUUUCGAACUGUUUCGGGAGGUGCUGAUGCUAGCCAGCAACAUUAGAGUUGUGUCCACCAAGAGGACGAGCGCUUGUGUUUUGUUCGAGGUUGCAAUGUACUGCAAGCAGAGAUCAUGGGCCGUGUCCUGGGCCGAGGAAGACGACGAAUUCAGCUGUUCUUGUCAGCGGAUGGAGUUUUUUGGGCUUCUUUGUGUCCACAUGGUUGUGGUUCUAGUUUAUCUGAACAUGACAGCUAUCCCCAAAGGCCUAAUACUUGACCGGUGGACAAAGAGGGCAAAGCAGCCGCGUGCACCCUGCGACGAAACUCGUGUUGGGGAGAUCCCAGACGCGGCAUACAUGAGCAUGCACGCGGCGAUGCUGGAUGAUUGCAGGGAGCUGGUGAGCCUGUCUUGCCAGUUUUUCGAGGACUACGUGGACGUGAAAACAAGGUUGGCAAAGGAGCGUCAAUCCCUGCAGGACAAACAUCGCCAAAGGUUAGGUGUUGCUGAGGAGGCCAGGAGGGUGUCUGUUCGAGACCCGAUGCGGGCAAGGUACAAAGGAUACGGUCGAAGAGUUGUUACCUCUCGGGGAAAGUUUCGCCGUGUUCAGAGGUGUCGAUUGUGUGGAAAGGGCGGACACAAUUCUCGCAAGUGUCAACAAUCGAGUAUGGGGGAGAACAUCGACAGUUUCGAGGUUGGCACGGCUUACGAAAGCAUGGAGGCAGGAGAGGGGGUGAGGAGUACUACGAAUUUGAGUGAGCUGGCUGUACUGUUCUUGUUGGCGGUUACGCAUCGAGUCGAGCUGGAUUCAGUUUGGGUGGCUGCUAAGAGCCGUACUUGCUGGCGUGACAUCCGGAAGGGCGUAUGCAUAGCGCAAUGUGAGUUAAGAAUUUUAUAG
Molecule: messenger RNA, 1947 nt
Organism: Arachis ipaensis
Lineage: Eukaryota; Viridiplantae; Streptophyta; Magnoliopsida; Fabales; Fabaceae
Product: protein FAR1-RELATED SEQUENCE 2-like
Biological process (GO): regulation of DNA-templated transcription
Molecular function (GO): zinc ion binding; nucleic acid binding
Source: RefSeq, a predicted model, not a curated record